UUUUGUAUCGCCGGCCGAAGUGCAGUCGAAUUUACGAGGGAGUUUUCAAACGGUUCACUGGAGAGCGUCAAAAGCUCAGUAUUUUGGCCAAAGAAACCAUGACUAGUUGCGAAAACCAAGUCGGUCUUACGGACGGAAGCCACAUAUCGACAAAUCAGCAAAGACGACAAGCCUCCAGUGUCUUUGGUGACUCGAGUCCACCUGCUCCAGUGCAAAAACCAUUUGAGCCUGAACCACGGAAGCCCCAUGUGGUUAACCCUCACCAGGAAGCACGUCAAAAGUCGUCGCUUUUUAAGGAACCUACAGAACAGUCUAAACCACCUCCGAGGAAAGGAAGUGAUAUAAUCGUUGGCCAGGGAAGCUCUGAAGAACCAUCUCAUACAUCUGUCAAAGUUCACGCCCCACCUGGUGGAGUGUCACACAUCACCUUUGGAUAAUAUGUUUUUGUUGAAUUUAAGGCUUGUUUUUAUCAUCAUUUUUAUUUUGAUAACAUUUGGUUCGCUAUACUCGGUAUGACCUUCUAACAUUUUCUAACAUUCUUCUUCUGCAUUUGAACUUAAAUAUCCAUAAUUUAGGGUAUACAGUCAUGCACUGUAUUUCCUUUAUUAAGGUGCCCAGUCUCAAUUGAGCAGUGCACAGUAACUCGCAAACCACCUAACUUGAAAUUGGAAAUGGAAAGUAAGGCACCCGUGCAUGUCAAAACCACAAAUUGCCCUCUUGGGCAGUCCUUAAUCAAAGAAAUAUGGGUUAGUUUGAACACUAUUACUGGUAACUUGUCAACUUUUCAGUUCCCUCUUGUGUCACAACUUGAGCACUUGAACUCAUGCUUUUUUUUUUACUGAGAAAUAAUUCAAAACGGAAAUGUAAGUGCUGAUUGUUCAGCAAAUUAUGAUUUGGGGAAGCAAAAUUCGUAUACUGUAACAUAACCAAUACGUGUCUCCCUGUUUAAAUCCAAGCGUUCACCUGACAGCUCUUAUCUUCACGUGUAUCAUUGUGCAUACAGGGUAGGUUCAACUUGGCUAUCUGAGACUUUCUGGCUGUUGUGUAUGUUACCUUGACGCAAGACAGACACCUCUCCAAGAUGGACAGUUGAGGCUGCCCCAACAGCGUCCAUCUUAGAGAGAGUUGAUUGUGUGAUUUUACAUGUAUAAAGCUGAAUUAUUGCAAAUCAAAUUCACCCUUCUUUUUGUCUUUCAGUGGCUAACAAAAAAAUAGCAGAAUGUUACAACUUGCUUGUAAUGUAAUGUUACGAUGUUCCUACUUGAGCACUUUUGAAAUGCCUGCAAGGUUCAAGAAGCCUUCAUCCCUAUGUAUUUAUAGUUCUUUCAGUCGAUUGUCCUUACAGUUGAUUGAUGUCAAUAUCUUGAAGGUGCCAUGAAGCAUGUAAAAGAGGUUUAAGAUUUUGAGCUCAGUGUUCAUCAGAUUAAGAUAUUUCUUCCAGACUAAUUUCAGGCAAGCUUGAAGCCUGUAACUUGUAAAUUUUUGCAUCAAUUUAAGUCAGGAAGAAGUAAGUUGUACUCGUUCUCCAGUCACUCUAAAUGUUAUUUUGUUAAGUCUUGUUCAUAUAACUAAAAGUGCAUUUUUAAAAGUUUUUUUUUUUUUAAGUACUCAACUAAGGAAAUGUAUUGCCUACUAAUUUGUGUUGUUGUGUAGGGAAUAAUUUAUUGUUAGCAGACCUUGUCUCUAUAAGUUUUGGGAAAGAUUACAGACAGUGUUAUACAUGUAUUUAAGCGAAGCAGUGAACAAAUAUUCUAGAUGUAACGUGACGCAUAAAAAUGUAUCUCUUGCAUUGUUAGUAUUUUGCGGUUUUAAACUUAGUAACAAAAUUUAACAAGGAUCUGUGUUUUACAUCCAUGUUCCUUAGUUCAAGCAGUUUGCAUUUGGUUUAUAUAAUUUUAUUGCUUGUAUAUUAACCAAAGUAAAUAUUACGUCCAUUGUAACCAAAAGGUGUGAAAUUAGUGUUCAGGAUGCCAAUAAUUUACAUAGCCUGCUCUUGCUGUGUAGUUGGCAAAUUAGGUAAUAUUGUUGUAGUACCUUAGUGCAUUUUAUAUCAGGUCCUGACA
This is a messenger RNA of Orbicella faveolata, 2063 nucleotides long. RefSeq lists its product as uncharacterized. Gene Ontology annotation, cellular component: nucleus. The record is from RefSeq and is a predicted model, not a curated record. NCBI's taxonomy places the organism in Eukaryota, Metazoa, Cnidaria, Anthozoa, Scleractinia, Merulinidae.